AGAGAGAGAGAGAGAGAGAGAGGAGUAAAGCAGACUCAGAUGCUUGAAAAGCAAAGUGAGGCCAUCUGUUUCUCUCUCUUCUCUCUCUGAUGCUAUCAAGGAAUUGAAGGCAAAAUGGACGUUGAGUUUUGGGCUUCGCGCAUGCAAGCGGCCAAACACCUCAGCGCUGUGCAUGCUUCAAGGCUCAACUCUGGAACACAUUUGGUACUAGAUGAUUCUGAAGUAGAUGAGGACAUGCAAGCAUGCUUUCCUUGCCCCUUUUGUUAUGUGGAAGUUGAAGUCUGUGUGCUCUGUAGCCAUCUUCAGGAAGAACAUUGUUUUGAUAUAAAAAAUACGGUAUGCCCUGUGUGCGCAGCAAGUGUAGGCAGAGACAUGAUUGGGCAUUUUACUUUCCAGCACACUCAUCUAUUGAAGAGGAGGAGGAAAUCUCAGAAAGGAGGACUUUGGACUUACCAUACAUCUAUUGCUGGAAAGGAAUUUCGAGAACUGAGCUCAUUUCUUGGGAUGGGUUCAACAAUACCAUACAUACCUAAUUCUGCUCCUGAUCCACUGCUCUCACCAUUUCUCUCCAACUCAUCACUCCCCUAUACCAAUGAAAGCAAUACAAACUCACCAUCAGAUGGCAAAAUCACGUCAAACUCUAAAGACACAGAACGCUACUGUGCAUGCAGGAUCUCCGACAAAUCAUCUGAUGGAGCUGGAGAGCAGGCUUAUCGAGAGAGAGUACAGAGGGCGGAGUACAUUCAGCAAUUGCUCUUGUCGACCAUUCUAUAAGGAACCUCUCUCAUCUACACCUAUGCAUCACACCCCAGUCAGUCCAGUUGCUAUGCAUCACACCCCAGUCAGUCCAGUUGCUUCUCGAGCUUCCCUGCACUAUAACCACUGAUAACGAAGCAUCAUCCCACAACUUCACCUGGUUUGGGUCGUUGAACAUUUAUUUGCCACUAAAUCUCCGGGUUGAAAUAAUGUGGUGUGGUAGUUGUAUUAAUUCACCGCCUGAGACUCAGAUGUGUCUUUUCGGACCAUUGCCAGAAACACGUUUUAAAGGUAAUCUGGUUGCUGGUUAUGUAAGGAUUGAUUCCCAUGUCCUCAAGUACUUUGGUUCUGGUUUUAAAUAAGGGGACUAUUAUAAGUUUAUUGUA
This is a messenger RNA of Amborella trichopoda, 1142 nucleotides long. Its product is annotated as protein DEHYDRATION-INDUCED 19 homolog 5. NCBI's taxonomy places the organism in Eukaryota, Viridiplantae, Streptophyta, Magnoliopsida, Amborellales, Amborellaceae. The record is from RefSeq and is a predicted model, not a curated record.